GUCCGCUGUUCGCCGACGCAAUGGCAGAUCGGUGGUUUAUGCAAAUAAACAGAACGCUCCGAUUUGACGACAAGCUCCGAAGACCACAGUGGCACCAUGCCAACAAGCUGUCGCCAAUAUCCGAGCUGUGGAGCAGCUGGAAUUUCCAGCUGCAAAAAAUGUACAGCGUGGGACGUGGACGAGAAGCUAAUUGCAUUCCGAGGACGCUGCAAUUUCAAGCAGUACAUGCCGGCAAAACCAGCAAAGUAUGGUAUUAAGAUUUGGGCACUGUGUGACGCUCAAACGUCAUACGCCUCCAAGCUUGAGGUUUCCACCGGCAAGCCUUCAGGGGGCACACGUGAAGUCAACGUUGGAAUGCGUGUGGUGCUGGGGCUCAAGGACUCGCUGGAAGGGCACACAAUCACCACGGACAAUUUUUUUACCUCCAUACCGCUUGCACAAGAACUAAAAAAAAAAACUACCUUUUGGGUAUGGUAAGGAGGAACAAGCCGGAGCUCCCUGCAGAAAUUACCCAAAUUGCAGGAAGGCAGCCCCUCUCAAGCAUUUUUUGCUUCACCAAAGACCUGGCUGUGGUAUCAUACAUUCCCAAAAAAGGGAAAAAUGUGCUGGUGCUCAGCACAGCACAUAAAGAGCCAAAAAUGGAGGACGGGGGCAAGAGAAAGCCACAAAUGAUUAUUGAUUACAAUAAAUCCAAGGGAGCCGUGGAUCACUUGGACCAGGCAUGUGGAAUGUAUUCAACAUGCCAGCGAGCACAACGGUGGCCAAUGUGCUUGUUCUUCCACAUGUUGGACAUUUCGGCAUUCAAUGCGUUUUUACUGUACACGGCUGUGAACACAACAUGGAAUGCCAAUAAACUAUAUAAAAGAAGGCUGUUCCUCGAGGAGGUUGGCAAUGCGCUAACCCUGCCAGAGGUUCGGCGGAGAAAGCCAGAGACUGCUGCAGGAGAGAUGCAGACUGCAGUGCAGCAACAUGAGGCCACAUUGUCUUCGCUUACAUUGCCUUCGUCCAAGCGAAGGCAAUGUGGCCUCUGCACAGAGAGACGAAUCGCAUCAAAUGCAUGUGAGAAGUGUGGGACCCCCAUGUGCCGAAAACAUAUGAAGAACAUUUGUAAAAAUUGUUAA
Molecule: messenger RNA, 1121 nt
Organism: Hippocampus comes (tiger tail seahorse)
Lineage: Eukaryota; Metazoa; Chordata; Actinopteri; Syngnathiformes; Syngnathidae
Product: piggyBac transposable element-derived protein 4-like
Exons: 2
Coding region: 471-1121 (216 amino acids)
Source: RefSeq, a predicted model, not a curated record